AUGGGCGGGAACCUGAGCUCUCCGAUAUCAGGCGCUCAUUGCCGAAACUCAUCAAGACCAUUCUCGGGCGGGCCUGGAGGCAGGAUACACCCAGUUCCAAGUCAAGACCCAUGCGCAUACACAGCAGGACGCUUCCUGCUUCAAGAUGAGCUUCAACGCAACGCGAGACAUGUUCAGUUCAAUUUCACUAAGCUAUGUGAGGUUGCCAUCAGCGUGUCUGAGGGUGCAUGUCGCGUCAUAAGCUAUGAAAAGAAGGAAGGCGGUUAUAAUAGAGUGUUUAUCCUCUCCCUUGACAAUGGCAAACGCAUUGUAGCAAGAAUUCCUACGCGUGUAGCUGGUGCGCCACGGUUGACGACCAAUUCGGAGGUUGCGACAAUUGCAUAUUUACAGUCGAAAACCUCUCUCCCCCUUCCUAAGGUCUUGGCCUGGUGCGAUGAUCCUAGCAAUCCUGUUGGUGCUGAAUAUAUUAUUCAAGCACACGUCGAUGGCAUCUUGCUGCAUGAACAGUGGCCGCAUAUGGAUGCUCUUCAACAUAUGCGAUGCACCAAGCACCUAUCCCAGAUGACUCCAGAGAUGACAAAGCUCAACUUCCCAGCUUAUGGAAAUAUUUACUUUUCCGAUGCGCCGAUCGAAGCUGGCCUGAAGGUUCCGCUGCAGGAUGAUGGCAGAUUUUGCAUCGGACCCUAUUGUAGCCCAUUAUUCUGGCACAGUGGAUCUGGGGAACCCGAGCUCUACGGAGAGCCAAGUGAAAAUCGUGGACCAUGGAAAACCCUCGACGACUAUGUGUCCGGGCUAAUUGACACCGCUCUUUCCCGUAUACCGAAGGAACAGGACAACAGUCUUCCUUACCGUGGCUCCACGGAAGAGCAUGUUCGUCUUGUUAAGGUCUGUCAGGAAAUAAUGCAUAAAUUAGUACAAAGCCCUUACAUCCAACAAGCUGGUAUGCCAGCAUUGAUCCAUGCAGACUACAACAAACGCAACAUCUUCGUCUCCUCUGAAGACCCAACAGCGAUCACUGGUAUAAUCGACUGGCAACUAACAUGCGUUGAACCGGCGUUUAUAUAUGCACAUAUGACUCCAGAUUUUGCAGCAUUUCCUGAAAUCGACCCAAGUGAAGAUGGCAGUGAACCAAAAUCUAAAGAAGAAGAGAAACUACUGAAGGACCUCUCUAUAUGCAGCCAAACAUUUGACGUGAUUAUGACACACAAGAACCCCAAAAUUAAACCAGGAAGACUACUCGAUUCCACUUUUUUCCGCCUCUUCCACUACUGCUUUACUACAUGGCGUGAUGGUAUACCCGCCAUCCGCCAAGAACUUAUCGACCUCAGUUCCCUUUGGCAUAAACCGGAACUAAACUUGCCUGCCCCUUACCCAUAUGUUCCUAGUGAGCAGGAGCUCGCGGGACACAAGAAGCAAUAUGAUGAUUUCGAAGCAAGAGAAAAGCUAAAAGCGUGGUUGAGAAUAUCUCUGCAGACAACUUCAGACGGAUGGAUCCCCAACGAGCUUUGGAAGGACGCAAAGGAGGCAAAUAGGAUGGCGUAUGAACAGUGGAUGGAAACAGCAAGAGAGGCGGAGGCUAGGGGGGAUGAUGAUAUGACAGUUGAGAAGGCAGAAAAGCUAUGGCCGUUUGAUGCAAGGUAG
Messenger RNA from Nannizzia gypsea CBS 118893, 1641 nucleotides. RefSeq lists its product as hypothetical. NCBI's taxonomy places the organism in Eukaryota, Fungi, Ascomycota, Eurotiomycetes, Onygenales, Arthrodermataceae. The record is from RefSeq and is a predicted model, not a curated record. Gene Ontology annotation, cellular component: mitochondrion. The coding region runs from base 1 to 1641 and encodes 546 amino acids. The transcript has 4 exons.